Mastomys coucha (southern multimammate mouse) is the source of this 2575-nucleotide messenger RNA. RefSeq names its product solute carrier family 43 member 1 (gene Slc43a1). The transcript has 15 exons. Gene Ontology annotation, biological process: neutral amino acid transport; transmembrane transport. Gene Ontology annotation, molecular function: L-amino acid transmembrane transporter activity; neutral L-amino acid transmembrane transporter activity. The record is from RefSeq and is a predicted model, not a curated record. The coding region runs from base 196 to 2019 and encodes 607 amino acids. Lineage: Eukaryota; Metazoa; Chordata; Mammalia; Rodentia; Muridae.
UACAGCUAUCAACUGGGCAGAUCGCGCGUAGUCCAUGCCCUGGCUUCCUUUGCUUCUCUGAUCUGCGGCGCCCGGACGAUUCCCAGAUCACUGCUUCUUUCAAAGCGCAGACACAGAGGAGGUGAGACCGGCGGGCUGUGGAGCUGAAGCUCCGAGGCCCGCUGGGUCUGGCACGCAGGGAAGACCCACGCGUGGAUGCGAUUUGGAAUUGGGAUCCUGGGUCUCAGGAGAUCCGGAGUGUGGAAGCGCCGCGGAGACUCUGUGUCACUCCGAGUGUCAACAGCUGCGGGAGGCAAGUUUGUCGGGGACAGAGUCUCGGCCACCAUGGCUCCCACGCUGAAGCAGGCGUACCGCAGGCGCUGGUGGAUGGCUUGCACCGCUGUGGUGGAGAACCUCUUCUUCUCCGCGGUGCUCCUGGGCUGGGCCUCCCUGCUGAUCAUGCUCAAGAAGGAAGGCUUCUAUUCCAACCUGUGCCCAGCUGAGAAUAGGACCAGUACCAUCCAAGAUGAACAGCGUCAGUGGGCAAGCUGUGACCAGCAGGAAGAGAUGCUCAACCUGGGUUUCACCAUUGGCUCCUUCCUGCUGAGUGCUACCACGUUGCCUCUGGGGAUUCUCAUGGACCGCUUUGGGCCCAGGCCCCUGCGCCUGGUGGGCAGUGCCUGCUUUGCCGCAUCCUGCACUCUCAUGGCCUUGGCCUCCCGGGACACCGAAGUUUUGUCUCCAUUGAUAUUCCUGGCACUGUCCUUGAAUGGGUUUGCUGGCAUCUGCCUAACGUUUACCUCACUUACUCUGCCUAACAUGUUUGGGAAUUUGCGAUCCACUUUCAUGGCCCUCAUGAUUGGUUCCUAUGCAUCUUCUGCCAUCACAUUUCCUGCAAUCAAGCUGAUCUACGAUGCUGGAGUCCCCUUCACGGUCAUCAUGUUCACGUGGUCUGGCCUGGCCUGUCUUAUCUUUCUGAACUGUGCUCUCAACUGGCCUGCAGAAGCCUUUCCUGCCCCUGAGGAAGUUGACUACACGAAGAAGAUCAAACUCACUGGGUUAGCCUUAGACCACAAGGUCACAGGUGACCGCUUCUACACCCAUGUCACCAUCGUGGGUCAGCGGCUGAGUCAGAAGACCCCCAGCCUGGAGGAGGGGGCUGACACCUUUAUUUCAUCUUCGGAUAUCCCUGGUACCUCAGAAAAGACUCCCGAAAAGUCUGUCCCUUUUCGGAAGAGCCUCUGCUCCCCCAUUUUCCUGUGGAGCCUCGUCACCAUGGGCAUGACCCAACUUCGGGUCAUCUUCUACAUGGGUGCCAUGAACAAGAUCCUGGAGUUCCUUGUGACUGGUGGCAAAGAAUGUGAGACGAAUGAGCAGAGACAGAAGGUGGAAGAGACAGUUGAGUUCUACUCUUCCAUCUUUGGAGUCAUGCAGCUGCUGUGUCUUCUCACCUGCCCCCUCAUUGGCUACAUCAUGGACUGGCGCAUCAAGGACUGUGUGGAUGCUCCAACGGAGGGCUCCCUGAAUGAGAGUGCUUCCUUUGGAGAUGCCAGAGAUGGGGCUAUACCCAAAGUCACCAGACCACGCUACCGCAAGAUACAAAAGCUCACCAAUGCCAUCAAUGCCUUCACCCUGACCAACAUCCUGCUUGUGGCAUUUGGCAUCACCUGCCUCAUCAAGAACUUACACCUGCAGUUGGUGGCCUUUGUCCUGCACACCGUAGUUCGUGGUUUCUUCCACUCGGCCUGUGGAGGUCUCUAUGCUGCUGUGUUCCCGUCCAAUCAUUUUGGGACGUUGACAGGUCUUCAGUCCCUCAUCAGUGCCGUGUUUGCUCUGCUGCAGCAGCUACUCUUCAUGGCCAUGGUGGGACCCCUGCAUGGAGAUCCCUUCUGGGUGAAUCUGGGCCUCCUGAUUCUCUCGCUCCUGGGAUUUCUCCUACCUUCCUACCUCUACUACUACCGGUCUCGUCUGCAGAGAGAGUAUGCCACCAACUUGCUAGACCCACAGAAGGUGCUCAAUACUUCGAAGGUGACUACAUAGACUCCUGAGGCCAAGAGACUUGGAGGACAAGCAACUAAGGCCUGAUAAAGCAAAGGGAAUGGCCCGUGGCUUUCUACCUGCAUCGUGUGCAUAGAGCCAGGGUCUGUGGAUUUAUAAAUACUAAGAGUUCUAUUUUUGUAGGGACUUGCAAAAAGGGAAACAAACAGAACAAAACCCCCAAACCAAAAAACAGCCCUUAAAAAAUUUCCCCAAACAAGCUGUCCAUCAACUGAAGACAGUGUUUGUUCCAGUGGUAUUGGGCCAUCUUCUUGGAAAACAGAGUGUGGGGCUGCCCUUUCUCUACACUUGGCCUAGGAGCCUCUGUGGCGCUGCCUUCUGAAAACUCAUGGGAUCAGUGAACAGACCACACUAAGAGUCCAGCUGCCAAGUGUGCACACAUAUAUGUUGUGCACAUGCAUAAGGCAUCCUUUCCAGCAGGAGAGGGCCUGAGGGGCUGGUUGUAUCCAGGAUGGGGUGUGGGAGCUGGAGGGCAGGUUCCCUCCCUGGUGCUGUUUCUUACAGGUCUUAGAGGAAAUAAAAAGGGAGAUGAAAUCUG